AUUGGCUGUGGGCCGAUGGUCUGCGCGCCGAUUGGCUGCUCGGGGCCGGAGGGCCGGGUCCGAGGGACAGAGUCCGGCCUCCAACCUUCAAAUGGGAAGCCCCUGCGGAGCGGCUGGCAGAUCUGAGGCUGUGCGGCGGACUUUGGGGCGAACAGGCGGAGGGCGGUGAGCGGGCGCGGGGGCGCAAAGGCACCAGGGUCCGUGCAGGGCGCCGACCCGCUUGGCCGAGGCACCGCAGCCUCCACGCCCCCACCCCGAGGUCCCGGCCUUCGGGCGCGCGCCUCACGUCCAGCCAUGGGAUCGGCGGCGCUAGAGAUCCUCGGCCUGGUGUUGUGCCUGGUGGGCUGGGUGGGCCUGAUCUUGGCGUGCGCGCUGCCUAUGUGGCAGGUGACCGCCUUCCUGGAUCACAACAUCGUGACGGCGCAGACCACCUGGAGGGGGCUGUGGAUGUCGUGUGUAGUGCAGAGCACCGGGCACAUGCAAUGCAAGGUGUACGACUCGGUGCUGGCGCUGACGACCGAGGUGCAGGCGGCGCGGGCGCUCACCGUGAGCGCCGUACUGCUGGCGCUCGUCGCACUCUUCGUGACCCUGGCGGGCGCGCAGUGCACCACCUGCGUAGCCCCGGGUCCUGGUAAGGCGCGUGUGGCCCUCACGGGCGGCGCACUCUACGCGCUCUGCGGACUGCUGGCGCUGGUGCCGCUCUGCUGGUUCGCCAACAUCGUAGUUCGUGAGUUCUACGACCCGAGCGUGCCCAUGUCGCAGAAGUACGAGCUGGGCGCGGCGCUGUACAUCGGUUGGGCGGCCUCCGCGCUGCUCAUGUGCGGCGGCGGCCUCGUGUGCUGCGGCGCCUGGGUCUGCGCCGGCCGCCCCGACCUCAGCUUUCCCGUCAAAUACUCGGCGCCUCGGCGGCCCGCGGCCGGCAGCAACUAUGACAAGAAGAACUACGUCUGAGGGCGCUGGGCUCUGCGUGGCCCCUCGCGCCAGCUGCACCCGCGAGCUGGAUUGGCCAGAGCCCCGCAAGGAUGGAGACUUUCGUUGGGCCGCGCUGCGCACAGGUUCCGCGGAACGCCCAGCUCUGCGCCCGGGAUGUGCACCACCGACGGGAUCCUGCCCGCACCCGCAGCGGGUCCACUCUGACUGCCACUCGCCCAGCCCUGCCCUGCCCUGCGCGUGCAACGCGCACUUGAGAGGACUUAUUUCUUUUUCCGUGUACAGUGCUGGCUCCAACGUGGGUGGGUCGCGGGCUAUUUGGGCAGUGGACUGAAGAUUCCACUUCUCUCCCUGUCCCUUGGGGUCUUGGAUGCCACCGUACUUUCCCGCGGCUCCUGCUAAUUCAGAGGGGCAGUCGGAGGACCCAGGGCCCCCAACCUGAGCUGCCUGAAGGAUGUGUGCAGCUGGCUUUUACCCCAUCAGCGGGGCCUGAGUCCAGAGGGACCAAGAGACUUGGCCUGGACCUCCCUCACCCCAGCAGUUCCCCAGAGGAGGCGUAUGGGCACCAGAUCCUGAGUGUGGGGCUAGGGCCCUGCUCCCCUUCGCAGCUUGGGGGACGGUAAGAAUUUGCUUAGUAAAUGGUUUGAAUACCCU
Molecule: messenger RNA, 1584 nt
Organism: Rhinolophus ferrumequinum (greater horseshoe bat)
Lineage: Eukaryota; Metazoa; Chordata; Mammalia; Chiroptera; Rhinolophidae
Gene: CLDN5
Product: claudin 5
Biological process (GO): cell adhesion; bicellular tight junction assembly
Cellular component (GO): bicellular tight junction; plasma membrane
Molecular function (GO): structural molecule activity
Source: RefSeq, a predicted model, not a curated record